GUGUGCUAUUGCCAUUCAGAUCUCCUACAAAUAAAGUUGUGGUCUACGUCAGACCUCAUUUCUUAGUUUGCAUUUAUGGACCCAAGAUCAUUACAAUAAUGCCUGUUCCUGCAGCCUUCAUGUGGUAGUGGUGAGCAGCUCUCUUGUGGUCCAUCCAGGAAAAAAAAAAUCAAGCUACAUGACUUGCUAAAAGAAGAAAAGAUGUUAUGUUGGGGAUAUUGGUCUUUUGGACAUCCCGGAGCAGUUAGCAGUCUCCAGGCGAUCAUCCCGGAGCCUCGGAUCAGCGGGUUCAUUCACGAGAGAAGCAUCAAGGAAGUGGCUUGUGGAGGAAACCAUUCUAUUUUCCUGCUGGAGGAUGGCGAAGUCUAUACAUGUGGCGUGAACACCAAAGGGCAGCUAGGCCAUGAGAGGGAAGGAAACAGGCCAGAGCAAAUCGGAGCUCUGUCUGAUCAACACAUAGUCCACGUUGCCUGUGGAGAGUCCCACAGUGUGGCCCUCAGUGACCAAGGCCAGCUCUUUUCCUGGGGUGCAGGUAGUGAUGGCCAACUGGGACUCACUACUACAGAAGAAUCGGUGGCGGUACCAAGGUUAAUAAAGAAGCUGAACCAAGAGAUGAUCCUUCAAGUCUCCUGUGGCAACUGGCAUUGCCUAGCUCUUGCAGCUGAUGGUCAGUUCUUCGCCUGGGGACAGAACAACCACGGGCAGCUUGGGCUGGGCAAAGAAUUCCCCUCACAAGCCAGUCCUCAGCGUGUCAAAUCGCUUGACGGGAUCCCUUUGGCUCAGGUCGCUGCAGGAGGAGCACAUAGCUUCGCCUUGUCUCUUUCUGGAGCUGUGUUUGGUUGGGGGAAGAACACCUCAGGACAGCUGGGGCUGAGUGAUGAGCGAGACCGGGAGUCUCCAUGCCAUGUGAAGUUGUUAAGGUCGCAAAAGGUCGUAUAUAUCAGCUGUGGAAAUGAGCACACAGCUGUCCUGACAAAGAGCGGAGGGGUGUUUACCUUUGGUGCAGGUUCCUGUGGGCAACUUGGCCAUGAUUCUUUGAAUGAUGAAGUAAACCCCAGAAGGGUUCUGGAACUGAUGGGCAGUGAAGUGUCCCAGAUCGCUUGUGGUAGGCAACAUACGCUAGCUUUUGUGCCUUCUUCAGGAGUUAUCUAUGCAUUUGGCUGUGGAACCAAAGGCCAGCUGGGAAAUGGGCAGACCUGCAAUCUUAAAUGCCCUUCCCCAGUAAAAGGCCACUGGGCAGCUCACAAUGAGAGGAUUUUUGGUAGAGCAGCAGAUGCCUGUACAUAUUUCAUUGUUAAACAUAUCUUCUCUGGAGGUGACCAGUCGUUUGUACUUUGCUCUGAAACUGAGAAUUCUCUUCCAGCUGAUGAUUUCCGGACCAUACAUAGAAGUGAAUACACUUGUUCAAUUAAUGAUGAUACGAUAGAUGUGUGGAAGCAAAAGCUUUCGGAAAGAAACAACCCUAAUUCAGUGAAUGAGGUUGUGCAGAUUCUGUCCUCAGCUGCCUGCUGGAAUGGGAGCUUUCUGGAAAUGAAAAUAGACGAGCACUUUAAAACGAGCCCCAAAAUUCCGGGGAUCAACUUGAACUCCACCAGAGUGAUGUUUGAUAAACUAAUGACAGCUCAGCAUUCCAUCUUGCUCGAUCAGAUCUUGAAGAGCUUUGAAAGCUUUCUGAUCCCACAGCUGCCCAGCUCCCCGCCAGAUGUUGAAGCCAUGAGAAUCUAUUUGAUUCUCCCAGAAUUUCCACCAUUUCAAGACUCCAAGUACUACGUAACGUUAACCCUUCCCUUGGCAAUGGCCAUCCUGCGCCUGGACAGAAACCCCAGCAAAGUCUUAGAUAACUGGUGGUCUCAGAUGUGCCCAACAUACUUCUUGAGGCUGGUGGAUCUCUAUAAAGGUGCCGUAGUUUACCUUCUGAAUGGAAGAAAAACAUUAUUGAUCCCUGUCUUGUAUAGUAGUUACAUCACAGCUGCACUAAGACUUCUGGAGAAACUUCAUAAAGUAAAUCAGAAAGUUAAACAUGUAGAAUAUGACAAGUUUUAUAUCCCAGAGAUUUCCAGUCUGGUGGAUAUUCAGGAAGACUACCUGAUGUGGUUUUUGCAUGAAGCGGGAAUGAAAGUAAGACCAUCGAUCAUGCAGGAUGCCGUGACCCUGUGUUCGUACCCGUUCAUCUUUGAUGCACAAGCAAAGACCAAGAUGCUGCAGACGGAUGCUGAGCUGCAAAUGCAGGUGGCCAUCAGCGGAGCAAAUUUGCAGAAUGUGUUCAUGCUUCUCACCCUGGAGCCCCUCCUGGCUCGGAGUCCUUUUCUAGUCCUUCACGUCCGUCGGAGCAAUUUGGUUGGUGAUGCCUUGAGAGAGUUAAGCAUCCAUUCGGAUAUUGACUUGAAAAAGCCUCUGAAGGUGAUCUUUGAUGGUGAGGAGGCUGUCGAUGCUGGUGGAGUCACAAAGGAAUUUUUCCUUCUGCUGCUGAAAGAGCUCCUGAAUCCCAUCUAUGGAAUGUUCACCUGCUACUCGGAAUCGAACCUGCUGUGGUUUUCAGAUACCUGUUUUGUAGAGCACAAUUGGUUUCAUCUAAUUGGCAUAAUCUGUGGACUGGCUAUAUACAACUUUACUGUGGUAGAUCUUCACUUCCCGCUGGCUCUAUACAAGAAGCUCCUGAACGUGAAGCCCGGCUUAGAAGACCUGAAGGAGCUGUCUCCCACGGAAGGAAGGAGUCUUCAACAGCUUCUAGAUUACCCUGGGGAGGAUGUUGAAGAAACAUUCUGCCUAUAUUUUACAAUAUGCAGAGAAAGCUACGGCGUGGCAGAGCAGAAGAACCUAGUUCCUGGUGGAGACAAAAUUGCAGUGCAGAAGGACAACAGGGAGGAAUUUGUCGAUGCCUAUGUGAAUUACAUCUUCAACCUUUCAGUAGACGAGUGGUACAAAGCUUUCUCCACAGGCUUCCUGAAGGUGUGUGGGGGAAAGGUCUUGGAACUGUUCCAGCCCACUGAGUUGAGAGCCAUGAUAGUAGGGAACAGCAACUACAACUGGAAGGAGCUGGAGGAGAGUGCCAUUUACAAGGGAGACUACUCAGUGACACACCCGACUGUGAGAAUGUUCUGGGAAGCUUUCCAUGAGUUUCCUCUGGAAAAGAAAAAGAAGUUUCUAUUGUUUCUGACCGGCAGCGACCGCAUCCCCAUCUACGGCAUGUCGAGUUUGCGCAUCGUCAUCCAGUCCACGUCCAGUGGGGAGCAGUACCUGCCCGUGGCCCAUACCUGCUACAACCUUCUCGACCUGCCCAAGUACAGCAGCAAAGACAUCCUGAGCACGCGGCUGACUCAAGCCAUCGACCACUACGAGGGCUUCAGCUUGGCCUGAGGGGAGGCCCACCACCAACAUGGACAAUUCUGUAUAGAAGAAAAUAUUGUCUUGUUUUUAUUUUUGUAAGGCAAUAGGUCACGGAUGCUCAGUGUGGGGGCAGUGGGGUUGAGAAAGAGAGCAUAGGACCGCAGCCCUGUCAGCAUUCCCAGGGGCUUCAGCUGGGAUGGGUUCAAUCUCUCUCAAACAAAAUAGCUUGCAUCUAUUGACUGAAGCUAUUUUUAAAAAGUCUCUUUCUCCCCUCCCUCUCCUCCCAACUCCUGUCAAAACUGUCGUCAGCCUUUUGAGAUAGCUCUGCAUUUCCAAAGAUAGUCUGUGAUAACCAGGGGGAACUGUCCUCCCUACUGCCCUCCCCCAAUUCCCUUUCCAUUCCUCCCCACCCCACGCACCAAAUAUUCACCAAGUUCUUCUCCCGGCUAUCGCUUGGCUCCCACAGCCACAGAUGAGUUCUGUGGUAAAACCAGAAAUUUUUGCCUUGUUUCCUGAAUGGCACCCGAUAACUGUGUUCUAGAUAUAGAUAUGAUCUUAAGACUGUCCUUCCACACAGAGGUUAGCCCUGGACGGGGGCGGCAUGAUGAAGAUUUUACGAAUCGAGAGCUGGAGCGCAAAGAGGUCUCCAUUUUCUGCUUUCUCUCCCGAAGAAUAUAGGGAGACGGAAGGAGGUGGAGGUGAGGGGUGUUACGUGCUUGAAUGCAGUGUACUGUGUUGCCAGCAUCUCUUUCUGUUCGGGGACAGGAUUCUAAAGGCAAUCUUCCGGCACAGUCUCUCAGCACAAUCCGUCUUCCCCUUCCCUGCACUGCACAUGCAGCUGGGAGUCCGUUGCAAGGCCCUGCUCAACCUCCUCUGCUCUCCAGUCACACCCAACUUCACCUCAACAAGGCACACAAGGCACUGGAUGCACUGCCACACUUCUGGAUGAUGUUACUCAGCUCGAGGUCCACCUGUCUUCCCCUGGAAAUAACCAGUGCCCCCACCACCUUCACGCCUCCUUGGGGCCUGCCACACAUUGUUUACCCUAGGGGGUGAGGUCGUAAACUGAUGAAGCAGUUUUCUGGUGUCCCCUCCUCAAGCCAUCCCUCGAAACGACCCCUUCACCCAAAUGUCAUGAUGAACCCCGCUUUGUUUCCCAUGAUCCAGGGUAAACCUUGGCUCAAAUCCCCACUAUGGGAACAUGGAUUUAUUUAUGUAACAUGGUGGCCCCACUCUGGCUAAGGUUUAGUCAUGCCAGAGACCCAUAGAAAGCCAAUGGCACGUGAGCAGGCCCCAGUGGAAUUGUUCUUUUGGUUUCAAUGGGACUUGCUCACAAUUUUAACUUUCUUUGGGUUGGGGCUGCACUGUUUAGGUACCUUGUUUCAUCAUAGCAUUAAACCAUAUUUUGCACCUACUGAUGAAAGGCUGUGAAGGCCCUGGGGGCUUUUAAAAAAUAAACAGACUGGUUUUGCUACUUUGGUAGCUGAUCAGCCUCUUUGUAAUACAGCAUUAAAUACAGCUCUAUCAAAUGUUUAUUUUCUAUGUGUGUGUGUACAUAGCCCGGUAUUAUGCAAUAAAUUUAAUGUUUCCUUCA
Hemicordylus capensis (graceful crag lizard) is the source of this 4921-nucleotide messenger RNA. It is a transcript of the gene HERC3, whose product is annotated as HECT and RLD domain containing E3 ubiquitin protein ligase 3. Lineage: Eukaryota; Metazoa; Chordata; Lepidosauria; Squamata; Cordylidae. Gene Ontology annotation, molecular function: ubiquitin protein ligase activity. Bases 202 to 3357 code for a protein of 1051 amino acids. The record is from RefSeq and is a predicted model, not a curated record. Gene Ontology annotation, cellular component: cytosol. Gene Ontology annotation, biological process: protein ubiquitination; ubiquitin-dependent protein catabolic process. The transcript is spliced from 25 exons.